GGGCGGGAAGGGGGCGAGCACCGUCCGUCUCCUCUACGGGGGGUGGUUGGUUGCCCCCUCCCCGGGACUGGCCUCUGAGGUAGCCCCGGCAGGGGCGGGGGGGGGGGGGGGGGGGGACGAAAGAGGUGACACAACCGGGCUGCUGCCUUCUGAGCCCGCCGGGGUUUUGUCACAGAGCUGCCGGGUGAUCAUCACAUACUUCAGCCGCGGUAUGAUUUAAAGUCACGGAGUGGUGAAGGUUCCAAACUUGACGCUGAAAAUGUCAAAAGGAAACGUUAGUGUUUGGGAAUGUACGUAAACAUGCAGCUUGGCAUAGAACACUUCAAAAAAAAUCAAGUGAUGAGCCAGGCCUGCUUAGUUCUGAAUAAGAUAUGGAAGCUCCAGGUAGUUAAUCUCUGUGCUUCUUAAUGAAGCCCGGUUCGUGCCAACUCGAGUGCGCGCCUCGGUCCUGAACCUUGCCUGACAAACCAGGAGUGAUGCCUCUAAAAUAAGGGUUACUCUGUCCCCAUCCCUCCCCCUUUCCUCCUAAUAACGCCUUUCCCAGCCCUGCACCUUUACCAGCGCUGUGCCUUCGGAAUCCUUCAGUCUCUUGUGAUUCCCAGGGGCUGUAAGUCACGGCAGCACAGUUUCCUGAACAGUCCUGCCUGGCAGCAAGGGCGCAGAGGAUGGAUUUCACAGAGCUAAACUAUGUAUUAUCCUGGGGUUGACAGGGAGCUGCUCGCUAGACCUCAGAAAUCCUCUUUUUGUUUUCCUGCAUCUGUGAACUGCAGAUUAACAUGGUAGAUUUAGGCAGAAUCUACAGAUGAACUUCAUGAUCUGGAAAAUAGCUUGGAGACUUCCAUAGCACGGGUUCUGGAAUCUGAGAACAGGCCUGGCCAUUUAUAGCUCUACUGGAACAGCGGUGGUGCAGAGCGAAAAGAAACAAAACCCAAAACCAACCAACCAACCAAACCAACAGCAACAAAAAAACAAACCAGCAGUGGCUUGAAUAUCCCAAUUUGUUGGAAAAAGAUAAAUCUCAUGUUGGAUCCCGCUUAAUCUUCAGAGAACCUUCACAGAAGAUAUUGAACAAAAUAUUUGAGGGGUUUAUACAACAAAUGUAUACUAUGCAAACAACAAGCUGUGGGCUUUUGUGGCAAGUCAGACCUACAGACUGAACGUUCGUCUGUAGUGGAUCUAAGAUGCGGUAACAGCCCUGAUGAGGCCAGGCCAGACAACUGUGCUCAUCUAUGGGAAGAAGCUGUGUGUCCCACUGCAAGAAAAUCUGGGCUGCAAUUCAGAAGGCUCAUAUUUCAAACUACUGAAAGUGUCUGUGGUUCCUCAGCAGACUGCAUAAUGUGUCCAUAAAUAUGUCAUUUAUUUGUCAGAUACCUCCUUUUGCUACCCGUCAGCUGUCUUGCUUAUUUAGAUGAUAAAAGCAUUACAUUCUCUGUUGUCUGGACAACAGCAUGUAUGAUGCAACCUUGAUGUCAGCCUGUAAGCACUGCCAUAACAUAAAUAGAUAAUCCAUGGUGAGCAAUAAUGGUUCUAACAUGGAAGAAGAGGAGAAAUCCUAAUAAAAAUGAAGUGUAAUAGCAAGACAGCCAAUAUUAUCUACCUGUGUGUUGGGAAAACAACAUUUCUGUAUAUUAGGUUAAUUACUUUCUUGUUAGUAUCUGGAAUUCUAAAGGAUAUCCUCAUAUAAUGUCUGAGGGUUCAUGUUGGGAAAAAGUUAAAGCUGUUUUAUUUUUUUCCUUAAAGUUUUAUUGGUUUGUUCUGUAAGUAUUUAUUGCUUUUGCUGCAAUGAUACAAUUCUAUCUAUUUGUCUGUUUUUAAGGAAAUGAGUUUUUUAGCCAUCUGAUGAUAGUGGUACACAAUGCCUGAUCAGGACAAGAAAUUGAAGAGCACAGAAAAAGCAUCAGACAAAAAACCUCAUGGGAUCUCUGUGAGGAGUUAUUCUGAUCUUAAAAGACUUCAGUCUCUCUUAAAUAUUCAGUCAAGCAACCAACAGCUUCCAGCUGUAUAUUUUGAAAGUGGUCAAACCAGUGUGACAAGAGCUCGGCAAAAUGUCAACAGCAGUGAACAAAAAGCCCGUGGUCAACAGCAAGAAUCAACAGAAGUUGUUGAGCUUGAAAACUUCAGUGUGACCUACAAGAAUGAGAGAAAUUUUAGCAGACACCCCAGACAUAAACUGUUUCAAGAGAUUUUUACAGCUUUAGUUAAGAACAGACUUACCUGCAGGGAGUGGGUUAAUCAGGCUCCAUCCAUCCAUUUUCUGAGAGUAUUAGUCUGCCUGAGGUUACUCAUAAGAGAUCCAUGCUAUCAGGAAAUGCUCCACAGCUUGGGUGGGAUUGAAAAUCUAGCUCAGUAUAUGGAAAUGGUAGCAAAUGGCUAUCUUGAUUACGGAGAAAAGCACCAUAAUGUGGACAAGUUGGUCAACAUGACAUACAUUUUCCAAAAGCUUGCUGCUGUUAAAGAUCAAAGACAAUGGGUUAUAGCAAGUGGAGCACAUAAAACCUUAGUAAAUUUGUUAUCUGCUCGAGACAGCAAUGUGCUCUUGGGUGCCCUCCUUGCCCUGACUAGCCUCGCAGAAAGUCCAGAAUGUAGGGAGAAGAUAAGUGAGCUCACCGUUGUUGAGAACUUGCUGGUGAUAUUACAUGAAUACGAUUUGCUUUCUAAAAGACUCACAGCAGAGUUGCUACGUCUCCUCUGUGCAGGGUCGCAAGUCAAAAAGCAAAUAAAAAUGUAUGAAGGAGUUCCAGUCUUGCUCAGUUUACUCCAUUCUGAUCAUAUCAAGCUUCUAUGGAGUAUAGUUUGGAUUCUAGUACAGAUUUGCGAAGACCCUGAGAUGAGUGCAGAAAUCCGGAUUUGGGGUGGAAUCAAGCAGCUCCUUCACAUAUUACAGGGGGAAAGGAAUCUCGUUUCUGAUCGCUCUUCAGUUGGAAGUUUAUCUAGUGCAAACGCAGCAGGGAGAAUCCAUCAUCUUCAUUUGUCAGAUGAUUUGAGUCCUGAUGAGAUGCAAGAAAAUACUGUCUCACUUCAAGCAGCUUGUUGUGCUGCAAUUACUGAACUGGUGCUCAAUGAGACUAACGCAUACCAGGUAGUACAGGCAAAUGGAAUAUAUACAAUAGCAAAGUUGAUUUUACCAAACAAAGAAAGGAAUCCUGAGAAAGCUAAUUUAUUACAGUGUUAUGCUCUCAGAGCUCUGAGAUUUCUCUUCAGUAUGGAAAGAAAUCGACAUAUCUUUAAAAGACUUUUCCCUACUGACUUGUUUGAAACCUUCAUUGAUAUUGGACACUAUGUGCGUGAUAUCAGUGCGUAUGAAGAGUUAGUAUCAAAGCUAAAUUUAUUAAAGGAGGAUGAAUUGAAGCAAAUUGCUGAAAGUAUCAAGAGCAUGAAUCAGAAUAAGGCACCUACAAAACAUAUAGGCAAUUAUGCAAUUUUAGAGCACCUCGGCAGUGGAGCUUUUGGAAGCGUAUAUAAGGUUAGAAAACAUAAUGGACAAAAUCUCCUGGCAAUGAAAGAAGUAAAUUUACGCAAUCCAGCAUUUGGAAAGGACAAAAAAGACAGAGAAAGCAGCGUGAAGAACAUUGUCUCCGAAUUAACCAUCAUUAAAGAGCAGCUUUAUCAUCCAAAUGUUGUACGGUACUAUAGAACCUUCUUGGAAAAUGACAGACUGUACAUAGUCAUGGAGCUCCUAGAGGGAGUGCCAUUGGGAGAACACUUCAACUCUUUGAAGGAAAAGCAACAACAGUUUACAGAAGAAAGAAUAUGGCAUAUAUUUAUCCAACUUUGUCUAGCUCUUCGUUAUUUGCAUAAAGAGAAAAGGAUUGUUCAUCGAGAUCUCACUCCAAACAAUGUCAUGCUGGGGGAUAAAGACAAAGUUACAAUUAGCUCUUUUAAUUCAUACGUUGUUGCAAUUGGAAAUAGACAUUUACAAUCUGAUCCUAGCCAGGCUAGAGCUGAUUUUGGGCUUGCAAAGCAAAAGCAGGAAAACAGCAAACUUGCAUCAGUAGUGGGAACCAUUCUGUAUUCAUGCCCUGAAGUCGUAAAGAGUGAGCCAUACGGAGAGAAGGCUGAUGUCUGGGCUGCGGGAUGCAUCCUUUAUCAGAUGGCAACUCUGAACCCACCAUUUUACAGCACAAAUAUGCUCUCCUUGGCAACUAAGAUAGUAGGGGCUCUGUAUGAACCUGUGCCAGAAGGACUGUACUCUGAAAAAGUUUCAUUUACCAUUAAGAGAUGUUUGACUCCUGAUGCAGAGGCACGUCCAGACAUAGUGGAAGUCAGCUCACUGCUGUCUGAUGUGAUGAUGAAAUAUCUGGAUGUUUUAUCCGCCUCUCAUCUCCUGUUGGAGAAGAAACUGGAUCGGGAGAGGAGACGAACCCAGAGGUACUUCAUGGAGGCUAAUCGAAAUGCAGUAACCCAGCAUCAUCAGCUUUCCAUUUUAUCACAAAAAAAUUGUGAGAAGUUGCGUCUUCACAGCAGCAGCAGUGGAGCAACCAGUUGCAAAAGGGAAUUUUCAGAAAAUAGUGACCUCUCAGCUGAUAAUUGUCAAUCUGCAUGUGGAAAAGAUGAGGAAAGAAUGUAUGAAGAACUCCUGGUAGAGGAUCAUAGCACUUUAGAGAACUCUGAGAAAGAUAUGUUCUCUGAAUUAGAUGAUGAGCUGGACAUGUUGGACAACUCAAGCAUCUCCAGUUCAAGUAAUUUGAAGGAGUCUGCUAUUGGUACAACUAAACAAAGUUUUAGUACUUGUGAAAGACAACCUCAGAUAAGAGAUUAUAUGGAAAGUCCAGGAUCAAGGCUGCGACCAGCAUCGGCAGGAAUUGCUGUAUCACAGCGGAAGGUGCGUCAGAUCAGUGACCCUGUUCAGCAGAUUCUUGUUCAGCUGCACAAAAUUAUCUUCAUCACUCAACUUCCUCCAGCUUUGCAAUGCAACUUGAAAAGGAGGGUCAUUGAGAGAUUCAAGAAGUGCCUCUUCAGUCAGCAGAGCAAUCCCUGUAAUCUGAAAUCAGAAAUGAAGAAGCUGCUGCAAGGUUCUCCUGAAUUGAUUGAGCCCAACUUCUUUGCAGCAGAUUGGCAUCUGCUACUUCUCUCUUCAGGUGGAAAUACAUUGCUUCCAGAUGAUAGAAAAGGUAUUGUUGGCACUUAUGACGUAGCAGAAGGGAUGACAUAUGAACACUUGCAGACUCUAAUUGAAGAGGUUCUAGAGGAAAGUGGUUACUACAAUUUCUCUUCUAACAGCUAUUUCUACUAUCCGAGGGGAACAAAGAACUGUCCAGCAAAGGAAGAGAACCUGUAAUUCUGAAGUAAGGGUUCAGAAUUGUUCCUAAUGAAGUCAACCUACCUGUACUUCAGCUGAGACUGUCUGAUUACCAAAGGAGCAAGCUUCACUCAUUAAAUACCAUCCAGAUGGAAUUCCAGUGUGGGACAGCUUCAAGAGACCUCAUGGGAUAUUUCAGAACGAUACUGUUAACUUUAGGUCUGUUUACAGCAUAAGCACUUUACAAGGAACAUUGGGAAAGAUGCUUCCAGGUUUAUACAUUAGGAGGAAAACACAGUUCCCAACAGUACAUAUCUUCUAUUUUUAUAUAUUUUUUAAUGAAUUCCUGCAUAGUCAGGUUUUCUGGAAUGAAAGUAAGAGAGCAUAUAACCUUAUUUAUAUCCAUGUAUGUCUUCUAUAGGAAGAAAAGGAGCUUUAUAAUAUGACCAGACAGAAAAUAUAUGUAGGUUCUCUGGACUAGAAUAGGAAACAGAUUAAACACCACCAGUAUGAUUUUCAUAUUUAGAAGGAAUUUCUCUAGUUAUGUUUGAAUAGUAGCAAAUUCUAAUAUUGGUAUGACAUGUUAAUAGGCAUUAUUUUCAACUGCAAUAGCUUCUGAAAGGAUUGUUAUUUUAAAAACAGCUGGUUUUGCUGCUAUUUCAAAAUGUCUGUCUUUAGUCACACAUUGUAUAAAUCUGUGUAUAUAAAAAGUGUGUCAUGUACAUUUAUAUACAUAUUCAUUUUCAGCUUAACAGACUAUGUAAAUUAAAUACAUGCUUUGCUGCUAAUCAAAACUAGUACUUAAAAGCACUGUCAGCAUUUCAAUAUUUUUUCACUCUGUGCUAAAUAGAGAUAAAAAUGUCUGACUGCGGUAGUAGAGAAGCUAUUUUUUGUCUACAGUUUAGUAAAGAUUACUUACUAAGUAGAAAGGCUUUUCUCUACAGUUGAUAUUGUGGCAAUCAUAGCAAGGUAAAAUACCAAGUGUAUUCUGUUAUGCAGCUAACCCUGUUGAAAAUUAUUAGCAUUAUAGUAAUCACAUGGUUACUCAUAAGUAUUUUGAUAAAUAUGUAUGUUGGGUACUUUUUUCUUUUUUCCCCACUGGUUUGUUUGUAACUAUAAAUAACUAACUGGCAUUAAUUUCUUAACAAUUCAAGUGUAUUAUUUCACCUCCGAUGUAUUACUUCGGCAUCCUGAAUUGUGAAGCAGUGAAAGGGACCUAAUGGGCAGUGUAAAGAAAAAAAAAGACAAGAAAAAUCCAUCCUCUUUUUAAAUAUCUGUAAUGUAGAAAGUCAUCAGGUGCUAUAUUUACAUCUAUACAAUGGUACAGUAGAGAUAGCAAAGGUCUGUUCAGGGUUAAGACAUAUGAUUCUUAAGGUACUGUCAGCAGGUAGUUACAGUUUCCACCAUGAAUCACCAUAGGUGAUGCAUUUCCUGCAGUGUUAUCACAAAAAAUCAAUUCCUGUUCUAGUUCAGAGUGUUAGUUUUGCUUUGCUACAAUGGAGAAAAGGAAUUCAGUAUGGUUAAAUCUGAUGGAUUAGAAAGUAAAUCCACACUAUAUAUGGCUGCCAAUGGAACUGAUUACACCAAUAUUUUAUCAAACAAGACUUCAUUUAAAUUAAGCCUUGAUAUGCUGGUCCUACUCAAAUUGCAUAUUAAUUCUCAUAAUAAAUUUCCAUUAAAAUAGUAAAUCAGUAAAAUACUUAAAGUAACCUAUUUAAAUAUAUUUUUGAAUAAAUUUCUUAUAAUUUUAAAUUGUCAGAGGGCAUCAAAUGCUUUAGAAAUAAUUUGGACCUUAUUUCAAGCAUGUUUUCAAGUAUUGCUGUUUAUAGUUUAUCUGGAUUUGUGUGAUAGUGUAGUGUUCAUUUGUACUUGAUGACAUUAUUUUUGUUAUGAAAUACACUACAAUUAAUUAUUCUUAUUGUGUUUCUCCUAAUGUACUUCUAGUGCUGUUAACUUUGAAGAAAAUUUUGUGCUUGUUUUUCUGACUGAAAAGUGGAAUGCUAGCUGGUGGCCAGCAGAGCAGACUUCUCUACAGCAACUAGAAGAUAAGAGGUAGAUUGGUGGCAUGUACAGCUGCAACCACCAAGGCAAAUCAAACCAGAAAAUCAGUGGUCUUUUCUUUUUCUUUCCUAGUGUUCACUAGGAUUUUUUUUUUUUUGCUUGGCUGCAGGUGAAUUUACAUGCUGGUUAUUGUAGAAAAGUGCUGGUACAUUUUAUGUGUAGGGCAAAUAACUUCCACAGAAGAUUCAUGAUCUAAGCUGUUAAGUAAUUUAAGUAGUUUAUGUCAUUACUACAUAGAUGCGCUCCACUGAGAUAACAGAGAGUCAUGGUGAAUGGAGUCAAAUCCAUUUUGUGGCUCGUCACACAUGAUGUUUCCCAGGGCUCGCUCGGUAUUUGGGCCAGUUCUGUUCAGUUAUCUGGACAAGGGGAUUAAGUGCACCUCAGUAAGUCUGCAGAUGACACCAAGUCAGGUGGGAGUGUUGAUCUGCUGGAGGGUAGGAAGGUCAUACAGAGGGAUCUGGACUGGCUGGAUCGUUGGGCUAAGGCCAAUUGUGUAAGGUCAAACAAGGCCAAGUGCUGGGUCCUGCACUUGGGUCGCAACAACCCCAGGCAGUGCUACAGGCUUGGGGAAGAGUGGCAGGAAAGCUACCCAGUGGAAACAGGCCUGGCAGUGUUGAUUGACAGCCAGCUGCCUAUGAGCCAGCAGUGUGCCCAGGGGGCCAAAAAGGCCAGCGGCAUCCUGGCUUGUAUCAGGAAUUGUGUGGCCAGCAGGACUAGGGAAGUGUUUGUGCUACUGUACUCGGUGCUGGUGAGGCCCCACCUUGAAUCCUGUGUUCAGUUUUGGGUCUCUCAUAAGAAAGACAUUGAGGUGCUGGAGAGAGUUCAGAGAAGGGUAAUGAAGCUGGUGAGGGGCCUGGAGCACAAGUCUGAUGAGGAGCAGCUGAGGGAACUGGGGCUGUUCAGCCUGGAGAAUAGGAGGCUGAGGGGAGACCUUAUAGCUGUCUACAACUACCUGAGAGGAGGUUGUAGCAUGGAGGGUGUUGGUCUCUUCUUCCAAGUAGCAAGUGAUAAGACAAGAGGAAAUGGCCUCAAGUUGCACCAGGGGAGGUUUAGAUUGGAUAUUAGGAAAAAUUUCUUCACAGAAAGGAUUGUUAUGUAUUGGAACAGGCUGCCCAGGGAAGUGGUGGAGUCACCAUCUCUGGAGGGUUUUAAAAAACACGUAGAUGUGGUGCUUAGGGACAUGUUUUAGAGGUGAACUUGUCAGUGCUAGAUAAACAGUUGGGCUCAAUGAUCUUUAAGCUCUUCUUGAACCAAAAUGAUUCUAUGAGGUCAGAGUCCAUUGUGUUUCCAGUUGUAUGAAAAGUAACAAGAGCCACUUCUGCCAUGAAUAAUUUCUGUAUGGUUAAAUUCUGUAUAGACAAUAUAGAUAAACAUACUUAGGGAAACACAGAAACCAAGAAUAAGUUGCACAGUAUCAUUCAGCAAAUCAUCAGCAAAUUUGAGAAUGGGACCUACAUCUCCUGAGUUCCAGCCCAUUGCAUAAAUUAUAUACUUCAAGGUAUGUAUCUUUUUUUUUUUUUUCUUGUAUGCUUGUAAUCUGUAAGGUAAUCUGUGCAAAAAUCAGAGAAGCAGGCAGACCUGUAUCUAUUAUUUGGCUAAAUGAAAAAGAUUCCACAAAGAUUGGUACUGACAAUGGUGAAACACUGUACUAAACUUCAAUUAACUUUUGAUUAUUUGUGAAUGUACUGGUUUAACUGAAGAUGAGUUAAUUUUCUUCAUACAGUUAAAAAACCUUACUUUUUCAUAGCUAGCAUGGUCAUUAUUUGGACUUAGUUUGAGAAUAAGAAGAUAACACCCCAGGACAGAGUGAAUGUUUUUAAUUGCCCUGGCCUGAGAGCCAAGGACACUCUGAGUGCUCUGCCCACAGGUGUGAGGCAUUGAGGAAGGGGGGCAUGGAUGGGGCACAGCUUGACUGAUAGCCAGACUGAUCAAUAAGAGUAUUCCAUCCCAUUAGCAUCAUGCUUCAUAUUUAAGGAGAGUUGAGAUCUUCUGGUCCCUUUCUCUCUCGCUUUGCUCUUUUUGUCAAAGCGAGCGGAGUUCUGUUCAGGACUUUUAUUAGUUUGGCCUUUUGCCAUCCUGCCAUUUUGCAGAGGCCUCUGGGCCUUUCUGCUUUUUUCCUCUUUUCUGUCUUCGGGACUGACUUUGAGACUAAGUGCUGUUUUCCGGGAUUGGCUGCUUUUUGUGGAUGGAGUUCAUGAGGAAUUGCAUUGAGUAUCUUUUAUUUUAUAUUCUCUUUCUAUUUUAUAUAUAUAUACCUAUAUAUGUGUGUAUAUUUUUAUAUAUAUAUAUAUAUAUAUAUUUACUAGUAGUAUAUUGGUAUUUUGUUAUUUUAUUAAACUGUGUCAUUAACACAGUGGCAAUAUUCCCAUGUGUUUGAAAAGAAGGCCUUCUUGCUAAAGUGUGGUCACUGAUAUUCAUUCAGCGUGAUCAGCAAUAUUCAUUUAAGAGAGAUGAUGUUUCAGAGCUUGCCAAAAUGGCAAAUUGUAGUUGCUGAGUGUGUGACCACGUGGCUGAACAAGUGGUGAGAUAGAUGUCUUUCAGAGCAGCAAACAGUGCCACAGUAGGAUUAAAAAAAAGGAAAAUAUAAAACCAGCAGAUCCACCAUACAAGAUAGAAGAUGAGUCUCUUUGCCAAAGAUGUGGUGGUCUGAAUACUUAGAACUGGUGCAUCUGUGCAUCUGGUGCAGUCUGUGCUGCAGUGAGGAUGGGUGGAAAGAGAGCACUGGCUUUGUGAACUGAGCAGAACAUGCCUAUAAACUGUGUUGUUCCAGCAGCCUGUGGUCAUCUUGUAUCCUUGAUAGCAGGGAUCCAUGAGGAACAGUUGGGCUACUACUGCUUCUGGCUACUGAAAAGAUCAUGUUAACUAUGAGGACAUAUUAUUGGAGGUUGGUAGGUCAGAAAAUUUGCUCAUCUUUUUUACCUGGUCCUCAGGCAACAUAGGGAUGGAGUUAUCCUAUAGACUACCUUCCUGAUUUUCUUCCACAGUGUAUUAUGUGUUUGCUCUACAAAUACAUAAAUACAAUAAUUGACACAAUAAAUACAGUCAUUGAAACACUGUCUGUUGACUUUGCUUGCAAGGGUUUUAAAAUUAUGCUUUAAUUAACAGUAUCUGGAAUAAAAGCUUUACAUUUCUUUAGCUUGAUCAUGACAAUUAGUUCUUUACCUUUUCUCAGACAGGUCAUGAUACAAUGGAAUUAUAAGAGAUGAUGAAUGUUGGCAGAACAUGUCAAUUUGAUGUAUUGGGUCUGAUGCUCUGGCUCACAGCUGAUGGCACAGUAUAUGCCUGAAGGGUUAUGUAUCUAUGAUCUGUUGUGAUUCAUUUGUAGUCCAAAUGAAGCUGAUGAAAAUAAAGUGGAGACAGCAGUUUGUCGAACAGAAGCAGGACUGACCAAUUUUUCACCUGUUGGCAGUGUUGGUGUGAACGAUUCUUUUCUGAAGACUUGUGGGAGCCAGCAGCACAGUAAACUCCAGAGACUUUUUUAAAGCUCUACAAUGCAAUCUGUUAGUCUUAAAUUAUGUUGUGCUGAAUGGAUCAUUUCUGCAGUUAGGUUUACAUUGCAGAGCAGCCAUUAAAUAAAUGAGGGAAGUGUAGCACUCUGUUAACUGCAGACAGCUAUUUUUAAAGAUAUCUUCAGUGAGACUUAAAUUAAUGUUGACCUAUUUGUCACCUUCCCUUCCCUGAGACAGACAUUUCCCAUGCUCCUUUACAUACAGUUUGAAUACCAUCUCUGAAUAUGGAAGCCUAGCAAUUGAUCAGAGCUUUGCCUUGAGUGACCUGCCCAUUGCCUUUCAGAAAGCAUUUUUCCUGAGAGUUCAUUAUUAAAUGAUGAUGUGGUAAUAAUGAUUUUUUUUUUUUAAAUACAUAUUAAAAAAUAAUUAUAGAAUGGAUGGAAAUAGCUGUUCCUGACAUGAGGACUAGUGGACAAUGAAAACUACUGUGAUCCUGAACAGGUUAAUCAGCAAGGAACACGGAACUUAUUUCUCAUAGCCCUGUUCUCACUAAGAAGUGACUGCUGAGAGACAUGCUGGUGGAAAUUGGUGGGUACAAACCUUUUUUCCAAUAGGAAACUCACUUUUUUAUCAGAUUUUACUAGGUGGAACUGAGUCUAUGUAACAGAGUAGAAUUGUUGGACAACUGUUGAAAAGGUCCACUAAAUGUGAAGCACAACAGUAACGAUUCAGCACUGUUCUGCUGAAAUCACUGUUCAUUGUGCAGCGCUUUGAAUAUCUGAUCAGACUACCUCUCUACAAUUUCUUUUGCUGAGACACGAGAAUUCCCAUAGUCACUAAGUAUUGAUUGUAAGGAGGGCAACCUUAUUCUUUCCAAGAAUAAGACUCCAUCAGUCUCCGUACAUUUUUCUGAACACUGUGACCUUUGCAUUGCUGUGUCUAGCACUGAGGUCACACCAAGAAGAUCAGGAUUUAUUGCUCCAGAAUCUGGACAUCAGGGAAUUCAUGCAGGGGAAGAAUUCUUGCAGCUUUUUCUUACCAGCGUAACAUAUGGUAUUUAUAGCUUCCAAUCACAAGGAACUUUUUUAGAGUUAUUAACAGUGGAAAAAAGUUAUCUCCAUAUAAAACCAAAAGAUGCCAAAUCAUUUUGGUAUCCCAGCUUUAAUUCUAAUUUUAAAUGAAUUCUUUAACCUUCUUCUUUUCUCACCUUCUGUUUCAAUUGCUUUGUGUAUUUGUGCCUUGUUUUUGUCAGCUUAUGAAGAGAAAGUAGUAUGCUUAUAUGUAGGGAGAGAUUAAUUUCUUCAGGCUAUUUUCCAAUAUUUAUUCUUUGAUUUUGUGUAUUCUUGUGUAGCUGCACUGUUCUUUUGUACACCUCAGAAAGAUCUAGAGGAUAUUCUUAGUUCUUCCACCAAACAUCCUUGGCAACAAGCUGCACCUUUUGUUUAAUGAAGAGGGGUUACCCAUCUUUUUUGAAUGUGUGGUUGCUUCCCCUAUCUGGUCUCAUUCCUAUUUACCAAGACUGCACAUUGCACAUGUUCAUUGUUUACUGCUUCAAAGAAACAGACCCAAUGUAUUGCAUUCAAAUAAACUUCAAAAAAAUACUGAAAUGUAUUGGAAAACAUGUUUCAACAUAAUCUGCAAAUGAAAACACCGGGAAUUUUGGGCUGAAUUUCUGUAAUCAUCACUGCAGCACAUAAUGCUUUUUUCUUUUUUUCCCUAAAGCAA
This is a messenger RNA of Columba livia (rock pigeon), 12474 nucleotides long. RefSeq names its product NIMA related kinase 10 (gene NEK10). NCBI's taxonomy places the organism in Eukaryota, Metazoa, Chordata, Aves, Columbiformes, Columbidae. Gene Ontology annotation, biological process: positive regulation of MAP kinase activity; regulation of cell cycle G2/M phase transition; protein phosphorylation. The record is from RefSeq and is a predicted model, not a curated record. The transcript is spliced from 37 exons. The coding region runs from base 1856 to 5278 and encodes 1140 amino acids. Gene Ontology annotation, molecular function: protein binding; protein serine/threonine kinase activity; ATP binding.